This is a messenger RNA of Branchiostoma belcheri (Belcher's lancelet), 1033 nucleotides long. Its product is annotated as intraflagellar transport protein 22 homolog. Gene Ontology annotation, molecular function: GTPase activity. The transcript has 6 exons. Bases 46 to 633 code for a protein of 195 amino acids. Gene Ontology annotation, cellular component: endomembrane system. Gene Ontology annotation, biological process: intracellular protein transport. Lineage: Eukaryota; Metazoa; Chordata; Leptocardii; Amphioxiformes; Branchiostomatidae. The record is from RefSeq and is a predicted model, not a curated record.
ACGGGAACGAGAUCGGGCAGGCGGUCCGUCCUUGGUCACGUGAAGAUGUCCGGUCAGAGGUCAAACAUUCCAGAGAUGUUCAAAGUGAAGGUUUUGGUGCUCGGGCCCUGCGAGAGCGGGAAGACGGUUUUAUCCAACUUCCUAGCUGAUGCUACAGAGAUGAGCGGGGACUACAUGCCCACACAGGGGGUCAGGAUUUUGGAGUUUGAAAACAACGGACUAAACGUUGGAGGGAGGACUGUGAAUGCUGAGGUGGAGCUGUGGGACUGCAGUGGAGAUCACAAGUUUGAGCAGUGCUGGCCAGCCAUCCAACAGGAGACCAACGGGGUUCUCUUGGUAUUCAACCCUGAUCAGCCCAACCAUGACAAGGAGCUGGAAACAUGGUACAGCCACUUUGUUCAACAACAGGGUUUGAAAGAUUCGCAGUGCCUGGCCUUUGCUCACCACAAGCCCUCUACAUCAGAUAAAGCCAGGGGCCACCUGUCCUCCCUUCUGAGCAAAGUGACAGUUGUCCACAGCAAUAUAGACGAGGACGGGGACUCUGUCAGACAAGAGUUCUCCAACUUCCUGACCAACAUUCUGUCCACCAUGUCUGACAACAGAGACAAGGAGGAGCUCAGCAUCAUAAGCUGAUCAUGUAGUCAUCACGUUUCACUUCUUAUACUAAGUUAUAGGGCAAAUCAACUUAAGAAGCAAGUGCUCUGUUUUUGUGGAUAUACAUAUGUGAUAAGAAUAGUAAAGUCUCAAGAGGUUAUCUUUAUCUAUGAAUUUUUGUUUCAUAACUUUUCAUCUUUACAGUUAGGCUCCAGCAAAUCAUCUGGAUCUUUUUUUUUCAGUUGGAAAUUAUGUGUGACUCAGAAAGUAAUUUAUAGUAGAUUUAUAUCUGUAGUCAUAGACCUUUUUCAUCAGUUUCUGUCUCUAUAAAAGUAUAAUGGAGAACUAUAACUGACUAAAUUUCACUAUAUUGAUUGUUAUGGUAUUCAAUAAAGUUAAGGCGAAUGAUGUAUUCAACACAAUAAAGAGGGUGACUUCA